Molecule: messenger RNA, 1694 nt
Organism: Exophiala oligosperma
Lineage: Eukaryota; Fungi; Ascomycota; Eurotiomycetes; Chaetothyriales; Herpotrichiellaceae
Exons: 4
Coding region: 322-1335 (337 amino acids)
Biological process (GO): nucleosome assembly
Cellular component (GO): chromatin; nucleus
Molecular function (GO): histone binding; chromatin binding
Source: RefSeq, a predicted model, not a curated record
CUUCAUCCCACCAGAAUCCCAACUCUUCGCCUCUUCCUCUUAAUUCUAUCAUCACAGCACAAAUCCUGACCGAAGUCACAAGCACCAUGGCCGACAUUCCCAAGGGACGCAAUGUCACCGCUCCAACCCCCCAAAACACACCCGCGUCAAAUGCGCCCAUCUCUUCCCACGCUCAAGCACCAACGAUAGGUGACAUCCCUGAAGGUGGGCACAUUUCUUGAAAGUCGAGGCCUUGGGUGGGUUUUAAGUUGACCGCUCUCAGAGGAUCUUGACCGCACUGCCGCAAGCAUAUUUGCUUCGAACCCUGCACUCGUCUCCCUCAUGCAGAAUAAGCUCUCCACGCUUGUCGGCCGUUCGUCUGGAUACAUCGAGUCCUUACCCCCCGUAGUUCGCCGCCGAGUCACCGGCCUGAAAGGCAUCCAGAAAGACCACGCGAAGUUGGAGGCCGAGUUCCAAGAAGAAGUCCUACAGCUCGAGAAGAAGUAUUUUGCCAAAUUCACACCAUUGUACGAGAAGCGAGCAGCCAUCGUCAAUGGAGAGACCGAGCCUACCGAGGAUGAGGUGACCGCCGGCAAGUCGGAGGAGGACGAGGAAGAAGAGGCCGAGCAAGAAGAGGAAAAGGAACAACCCGCGGCUCCCGCUGAAGCCAUGAAGGGUAUCCCAGAAUUCUGGCUCUCAGCGAUGAAGAACCAGAUUUCUCUUGCCGAGCUCAUCACCGAUCGUGACGAGGAAGCUCUUCGAUCAUUGACAGACAUCCGGAUGGAAUAUCUCGACCGACCCGGAUUCCGCCUGAUCUUCGAAUUUGCUCCCAAUGACUUCUUCACGAACAAGACCAUCACCAAGACGUACUUCUACCGAGAGGAGAGUGGCUACGGAGGUGACUUCAUCUACGAUCACGCCGAAGGCGACAACAUCGACUGGAAGGCUGGUAAGGACCUUACCGUCCGUGUUGAGAGCAAGAAGCAGAGAAACAAGAACACCAAGCAGACUCGAGUCAUCAAGAAGACCGUGCCUACCGAGUCCUUUUUCAACUUCUUUGCCCCUCCUGCAGCCCCCUCCGAUGAAGACGAGGUCGCAUCCGACAUUGAAGAGAGACUUGAGCUUGACUACCAGCUCGGUGAGGACAUCAAAGAGAAGCUCAUUCCCCGGGCGAUCGACUGGUUCACUGGCGAGGCACUGGCAUUCGAAGAGUUUGACGAUGCCGAGGAUGCCGAGUUCGACGACGAGGAUGACGAAGAUGAUGAAGACGAGGAAGAAGCCGAGUCUGAUGAGGAAGAUGAAGAGGAGGGCGGAAAACCCCGAUCUCAACAAGCCUCAGAGUGCAAGAAUCAGUAGAAGGGAGUAAUACGGGAAUAAGUCAUGGAUUCAACUCGUUGAUCCCUUGUCGGGUUGCGUGGGAAAGCAGUAGCACUUGGGGCAAGACAUGAUUGUUUUUUUCAUUUUGCAGACACAGACCCUCUACUGGCCCGCUUCGAGCAUACUGGGCGUUUGACAUGCUGGGGAUGAGUGAUCCCAUAAUCAUGGAAGAGAGAAAUGGCUGGAUUCCCAGGCCACGGGCGGUGCUUUCAGUUAGUCAAUUUAUAUGGCGUUCAAGCAAUAUCACACACACGCCGCCGCAAUCCCUACGAGUAUUGGCAGCUUUUUGUUACUUCUCACAGAGUAGAGUACCUAAUAAAUCAGUCAUUUAGCAACAA